Messenger RNA from Amblyraja radiata (thorny skate), 11086 nucleotides. RefSeq names its product BRCA2 DNA repair associated (gene brca2). Gene Ontology annotation, biological process: regulation of DNA-templated transcription; double-strand break repair via homologous recombination. The record is from RefSeq and is a predicted model, not a curated record. Lineage: Eukaryota; Metazoa; Chordata; Chondrichthyes; Rajiformes; Rajidae. The transcript is spliced from 26 exons. Gene Ontology annotation, cellular component: nucleus. Bases 69 to 10514 code for a protein of 3481 amino acids.
GUAAAUGUUCCAUUUUCACAGAAAGACCUGCUUUAGGAUUGGGCAGGAGUAAUAUUUAGUUCAAGAAGAUGAAGGAACAGAAUUCAAAUCAAGUGAUGCUUGAUUUCACAGUACUCUGUCAAGAAGAUUUGGGGCCACUAUGUCAAAAUUGGUUUGAAGAACUAACUUUGUCAGCAUGUUCUGGCCAGUUUAAACAGCAUGGAGGUGACGUCCAUCCUGCUACACCUGGUUACAACAAUGAUUACUUCAAAACACCGUGGCAGAAGCAAACUUUGCAUAGCCAGCUAGAUUGCACUCCAUCGAUCUUCAGUGGUUUCCCUUUGAUAACUCCUUCAGUAUGUACACCCAAUCACAAGAAUGAACAAAGUAGGAUGAUAACAGAAAAGAGUUUUUCUGCUUUGGUGCAAGGAACUGUCCCUCCAUGCAAAGGAAACCAUCAUAAAACCCCAAAUCUUGUCCUUGAUGUUUCUUUAAUGAAAAGCCCUGCCAUCUUGAAAAGUGCUUGCAGGACUCCACAGCUCAUCCAGGCUAUUCAAGACGAUGGAGGUUCAUUUCUCAGUCCUCCAGUGUCAACUAAGGUCAUCUCGGAACAGAUUUUGGAAAGCCUUGGAGCCGAGGUGGAUCCAGACAUGUCUUGGACUAGUUCAUUAGCAACUCCUCCAUCGUUAACUCCAACAGUUAUUAUAUGUAAAGCCAAAGAAAUUGAUUUUCAACAAGACAAGGCUAAGGAAAUACAAGUGCCUCAGCUAUUGCACAGUAACUUAAAUAUACAGCACGAUGCAUUUGCUUUUGGACAACGUACACUGCCUGUAAUUGGGGAGACGGAAAAUGAAGAAAUUGAAGGGGUUGAUCAAAGUUAUAAACCUGAAGAUGGACCGCAUAACUUGGUUAAUGAGAGCAGAAACUAUAGAGAUGGAAAGCAGAAUGUGCCUAAUGAAGUUGUACCUUUCACUGAGUGUACAUCUUUGGAACUACGAGGAGCAAAACCCAAUGAUGUAAAGACAAAGAACAAAGUAGAAGUGAAUAAUUUGAAGAUAGACGGUGUCAAAUCCUUGCCCUCUAAAACAUCUGAAUAUUAUAUUUCGCAGAGCAUUGCAGCUGAUUCAGACAUUCAUAUAGUUUCUAAUACUUUAGCUGUUAAUUCUGGUAAAGACUGCAAUAUGAAAGGAGUUUUCCUGAAUAGCGGUAUGUCUGUCGAUCAAAACGUGCAUGACAGAAGCUCAGAGGAGUUAUCAGACUGCAAUAUAUCUUCAUUGUCUGACUGGUCACAGCUAAAUCUCUCUGAACUCAAUGAAAGCCAGAUGAUUAAUAGAGGCUUUCACAAUGUAGAUCCUUCUACAAAUGCAUUGUGUUUGAGUAACACAGGGAAUACAGUAUUUGUUUCAAAUGAAAAUGUUGGUCACCAGCAACUAGAGAACAUGUUGGGAAAAGAUCUGAAUAAAGGAUCCAGUUGCAUCUCAAGUGAAGACAUCAGUUCAGUAGCAUGUUCAGAGCCUUGUUCUUCAGCAUGUAAAAUAACAGAGAAUCAGUUUAAUUAUUGUAAAGUUGCUGAAGAUUUUAAAACCAUUGAUAAAAGCAUUAAUAAUUCUAAAUCAGAAGCAAAAUUCAGUUCUCCUAAUUGUACUUGUGAUAGAUUUCCACUGUUGAAACUAGCUGGUGUUGAAAUUCCUUGCAGAAAUUGUUUACUAAUUAGUGAUUCAUUGCAAAUGCAUCUAUCUGCUGAGCGUAAAAUUGGUUCAGAUUCAGAAAAUGUAGCGCUUGGAUCAUUUGCCUCUCGCAAGAUGGAAAGAAAACAGGCAGAAGUCGAUGAUCUUGCAAGUGAAAUAUGCAAAAUAAAGCCAUUGGCUACUUUGAAAGAUCACAAAGCUAGUUUAACGGAUUCUGUAAAUGAUGAUGACAAAUCCAAUCAGCCUAUAGCUUCUAGAAGUACCUCACUGGUUCUGGAUUCAACAAAGGUUCAAGGAGCUGGAGAAGAACAUAGUUUCUUGCUUUCUACCCUAAAGGGACAUUCACGGAAAUUCCUAUACUCUGUUCAAGAUUCUUUAAAACUACAUGACAAGAAGAACACCUCUUUGGGCACUGAUUUACAAACUAUACCAGAGGUUUUACCUUUGGCAUCAAAGUUUUCAUGCACAUCACCAGCCAAAAAAUCUGAAAACCAUCAAAAGUCUGGAUCAGUUACUUGUGGGAAAAAUGAAGAUAGUGCCCCGCUAGAAAGUGUUUCAUGCAUCGAUAUCUGUGUUGAAGCCAGCGACAAAUGCAACAUUGAAGCAAACGAAAGUCUACAAGAUGGCCAUCAGCUUUUUGAGAAAUAUGGCAAAGUACAAGACAUAGCACUGCUGCAGCAUCUUAAAGAUGAAACUGUUGAUAAACUAUCACGUGCUGUUAAUAAUGACAGGAGUUGGGAUAAUUUUGUGACACCGUUGCACAGAAGACAUUCUCAUAACAACAAGAAACGUAGAAUCUUCGCCACUGCUCGUCGCACAGUGGCUAAAAGGUUAACCAUGGAAUCUAAAACAGUGCCUACUAAUAGUGUUGAUGUACAGACUGUCGGUACAGAGGAGAGUUGUGCACCUGCAGUUAAUUCCGUUCAACCAGAGAAGACCAACAUUUCUGAAAGUACUCUUAUACAGAAUACUGGGAGAUCAUUUGGACUAACAUCCUUAACUGAUACAAAUCAAAGUCCAGUCCAUCAUAAAGGCAGUGAAACAAAAUGUGAAGACCACACACAUUAUCUCAGCCAACAUGAUAGUACUUGCACUGCACAAGUUUCUACCCAAUUAUCAACCAGUGUAGUAGCCUGCACUUCACUUGUAAUUCAGGCAGUUUCAUCUCACUCUUCCUGUGUCUCUCAUGUUUUGCAUAAAACAGAGCAGCAUUGCCUUCAUUCUGAAAACACUAAGAGAACUUUGAAGACUAAGACUAGUCUGUCUGAACUUCAACAAAAAAAAACAAAUAUAGAGAUACUAUCGAUUUGUUCGAGUUCAGGGAAACGCUUAGAGGAAAGUCUUACUACGAAAAAGGGAUUGUCAAAUAUAGAUCAAAGAUCUGGUUUGCAUAAUUUAUCAGGAGAUGAAAAGAGAAUAUUUUCUGAUAAUACAAAUAUUCACAAUCAUAAUAGAAAAAUCGCAGUGUUGGCAUCCACCUUGAAGGCGAGAAAAUUGAAACCUGACAUUGUCAGUGAUGCAUUCUUGGUUUUUUCAACUGUAUUGCCUGAAUAUAAAAUAGAAUAUAAGGAAAAUGCUUGUACAACAGUUGAAAGAACACCAUGCGACUUGCCCAGCUCCAUUUCAUCUGGCCAUGAAAUGACUGGGGCAAAAUCCAAAUUAACAGAGAACUUACACACUGAAACAAGAGCAGACCUUUCUGCAUCUGAAACCAAAACAGAAUUGUUUGAGCUAUCUGAAGUAAUCCAACCAUCACACAACAUUGAACCGUACAAAGGAGAGAUCACGGAUAAAAUAGAAUUAGAAUAUGAGAAUCCAGGAGUUGAAUUAAGUUCUGUGAUGAUAAAUGAAACUUGCACAGUUUUGGAAAACACCAAAAAUCUGAUAUCGGAAGUUUCUGAAUCUUAUAAAUGUGGACCUUGUGGUGGAGAUUUUAAAAGUACUGAACUGUGUAUAGAUUUGCUUACACAAAACUCACAAGAGAAGUUACUGCAAAAAUUUGAAGACAAUUCAGGAGCAAAUUCGGCACAGGCCCACGAAUUUGUCAUUUCAAAAAACAUAUUUGAGAAUCAAAAAGGUAAUUGCCCUGUCUUCUCAACGGAAGCAGAGAUUAAAACAAAAUAUUCUGAACCCCAAAUUUCCACAGAAAUUGAUAAACAGCCAUCAGUUUGCUUUGCAAAAACGCACACUUUUGAUACUUCAGAAACCGUAUUUGAGAAAAAGUCGCUGAGUGAGUACACGUCUUUGACAGCUAGUCAAACCGAAGAUGUGAACAAAUUGUUUCGUAUUUUGGAGGAUACAAAUAGCCAAUUUGAAUUUACACCGUUUGGAAAACAGCCUGCUGCCAGUGAAGUGAACAAGGAUAACGACCUGCUUAACAAGCAAUUAUAUUGCACUCUUCCUUCUGCUGUUUCGGAUAAGUGGCAGGAUGUCAAUUUUGAUGCACGGUUCGACGUUGAGUCUUCAAUGAUGCUGAAUAGUAAUCCUCGCAACUUGCAACAACUAGCAGAGUUAUCAAAAAUGCAGACUAAUUCUGCAAUCUAUCUGCAGAAUGCAAUAGAAGUAGACCAAACCACACCAAAUGAACCCAUUGGUUCCCUUGGCUUUCGCAAUAAAAACAAAGGAAUAGCAGCAUUUACAGUGCCAGAUUUGUGCACAGAUUCCACAGUACUUGCCUCUAACACUGUUAAAAUGCAUACAGAUACAAUGCAUAAUAAGGUAAUUCCACCUCAGAAAGAUGCAGUGAGUUUUUGUACAGCAAGUGGGAGUAAAAUAAAGUUCUCUGAUGAGGGUUUGCAAAGAGCUAAAAAUAUUUUCAAGGACAUCGGCAAUGAUAUUGAUCAAAUUAGUGAUCAUGCGCUUUCAAUGAAUGCUUUGAGUUACUCUGUUAUUGGGUCUAAAAAGAUAAGUGAACCUAAAUUAAGUGAUACCGAGAUUUUGAAAAGCAGUGAGUCAUACCUGCUGCAUCCAGCUCACUUCAAUUUAAACAGCAAAACUAAUUUGGAUAACGUUUUGCAAAAUGAGAGAACAAUUGUGUAUAAUGAUAGAAAAGAUGAGACCAGUGCUGUCACCAUAUCGGAAGAAGGUAAAGCAAUAUAUUUAUCCACUGAGCAAGAUGUACAACGGUCUGAUAGUGUAGAUGUUGUGCAACUUGAUACAAUGACAACUCGAGCUGAUAAAAAUAACCUAUAUAAUUCUGACUGCAGUAGUACAAAACACGAUGGGAAGGUGGAAUUUGGCAGCAGGAUGGAAGUAUCAGAUGAUGACUUAUUGUCUAGCACUUUUGUAAGCCUAACAAAAUCUUCAGAAGAAGCAAUAAAUGCUAAAGGGAGUAAUGACACCACAUGUUUCCACAUUGCAAGUGGCAAAGACAUCACCGUCUCCAAAAAAGACCUGAAUGUAUCAGCAGGCUUGCGUGAGACCAAAGAUAGCUACACAGAAAAUUUGCAAGAUACAGGAACAGCAAGAAGUACAUCUCAACAACUUGAUAUGCAGAUGAAUACUUCUGCUGCAUUUGUCGUUCCAAAUGGGAAAAAUUCUGAAUCCUGUAUUGCACUUAGAAAUAAAGAAGUAAUUGCAAUUAAUUCAUCCUUUGGUGCAAUUGAGACUGGAAUUAAAGGAUUCCAAACUGCUAAUGGUAAGAUGGUUACUGUCUGCAAAGCUUCUCUUGAUAAAGCCACAGCUCUAUUUGCUGAGAAGGAUCUUUCAAAUGAAACAAAACAUAAUAUUUCAUCAGAAUCUCUUGAACCAAAUAUAAGCAACACAUUAAUUCAGAAGGCUAUAAAAAAUGGAAAAAUGAAACAUUUGAAGAAAAACCACAGUCAUGUGAAUUCUAAAAAUAACAGCAGGAUGCAUGAUUCUUCCAUUCAAAGUCAUCGUGAGUUUGAGGAAUUGAAUACUGGCAUAGAAAUGAAAAGCUUCCAAAUGGCUAGUGGUAAACAAAUCAGUGUGUCAAAUAUGGCUUUAGAUAAAGGAAGAGCUUUGUUCUUCGAUGAUGAUUAUAAUGGAUUUAGCUUUCAACCGAGUUUAAUAUCACCUGAAACAUUAAAAAAUGCACCUUCUGAAGAUAGUACUCUAAAUUACAAUGCACUAGUGGCUAAUCCUCCACGUAGGUUAGAAACGAUUAAUCAAGAUAGUAGUCUUCCAUCCAAACAAUAUUUGGCGCACUGUGCUGCAAAUGGUAGCAGUAUAUAUGUAAGUGAAGCAAACUUGAAGUACACAGAAGAGAAAUUUACAGAGGAUAAACCUGGAGAAAGCAAUGUUUCAGUUUUGAAUCCUUCCUUUGAUAAUAAUCAAGGUAAUUAUGCUGAUGGCGUUACUGUGACUGAGCUCCCUAAACAUUUUUUAAAUACUGGACCUAUUGCCUUCAGCACAGCUAGUGGGAAGCCUGUUCAAGUUUCAGAAGAAUCUCUAAAGAAAUGCAAGCAAAUGUUUUCAGAUGUAGUCAGUGAGGAGGCAUCGGAGAUGAUCAUUGAUAAAGAUGUGAAAUCCAAGGAGAAAAGACAUUCUGAAAAAAACCGGCAAUUGGAUAGCUCGAUUUCAAAGGCAUCCCUUGGUUUCAACACGGCAAGUGGGAAGCCAGUUUUAGUUUCUCAUGAUGCUCUUCAGAAAGUUAAAUGCAUGCUAAAAGAAUUUGAAAGCAGCCCAAAGUGUACAAGAACUACACCUUUUGAAAAAGCUCAGCCGUUACAACUAUUACCCACUUCUUCUCUGUUCUCUGACACUCCUAUGGGCGGUGAACAAAGCGAAGAAGGUUCAGAGUUAAUUCACAGAAAAUCGGGCAACAGUACAGGGAGCAUUUCAAAUGUGCAAAAUCUUGUCCUGGUAGAAUCAAGCAAAAGGAAAAUAAAUGAAUUUGCAAGUAAUAGGCCUAAAAUAAAUUCAUCAGCAUCUUGUUCAAAUACUUGUAUUCUCAUGUCAGGAUUUCAAACAGCUACGGGCAAGGAAGUGACGGUAGAAGAAAGCAGUCUAACGAUGGCACGAGUACAAUUGGCUUCAAAUAAAACUGAUAAGCUGGAUCACUCUACUGAGAAAUCUAAUAUCCUCACAGAAGCAAGAAGUAAAUCAAAUUGUAACGUGAGCCAUGCCUCAGUGCCUAUUGCCCAUGCAUUGAAAAAUAAUUAUAUCACAAAUCCUGAAAUAUCAGAAAAAAAAUUCGAAAAAUGGACUAUGAAAGAUUCAAAGGCAACAGUGGACCAUGAUGAAGGUUUUGAUUAUAAGCCAAACAAAGCAUUGAGAUGCAGCCACGCUUUCACAGAUCAAACCAUUGGACCAGAUUUAAGAACUGGGAAGAGACCGAGUUCAGAAGUAAAAUUCACAACAGAAGAGCCUCCAUCAAAACGACGGCUUUUAUCUGAAUUUGACAGAACUUUACAGAGUGACCACAAAUCUACUUUCAAACCCUUAAAAUGUAACCCCGAAGGAGCAUUUUGUGACCGAAGGAAAUUCAUGUACAAUAUCCCACUGAAGCCUGUGACUUCUGCUCCAUCAAAGGACAAAAGUCUUUCAAGCAGUACUCAUCAGCAAAUGAUUUCGCCGAAUGUUACAAUCCCUGUCCAUGAAAAUUCAGUUCGACAAGAUCUAUAUCAUCAUGACAUUAAGCAAACGAAAAAACAAGUGGCAGUGUUCAAACCUCCAUUCCACAGUGACUCUGGUGGUCACAGGCAGCUAAAGAAAAGCAGACAGGGUACACCAAAGUCAGGAAAAACAUUCUUACCUCCAUUUAAAACUGAUCCAAAUUAUAAUCAAAUGGAAAAGCAAUUGAAUACGGAGGCGGUAAUUUCUCCAGUGCAAAAUGAAAGUGAAUAUAGUACUGAAGCCAAUAACCGCAGUGGACCUAUCAAAGAUGGUUGUCCAUUGAAAGGUGAUACAAUAGCCGCAAGUGAAGAUAAAAUCCAGUCAAUAUCUGGUACUUCAGAUGAAUGUAAAGCCAGCGAUGAAGAAUUUUCAAGGAUUGUUCAAACAUGGCAUUUCGCAAGGAACCUGCAGGAAAUGAGAUUAAUGAAGAAGAAAAAACAAACUAUUCAUCCACAACCAGGCAGCUUGUACAGAUCUAAAAACUGCACUUCAAAAUUCUCUCUGCAUACAGCAGUUGAAGGAAAAGCUCCAAGAUAUUUUACAGAAGAAAAGUUGUACAGUUAUGGAGUCAGCAGAAGUACUCUCUGUGUACAAGCAAAAAAUGCAGAGUCGUUCCAGAUCAACAUUCAAGAAUUUUUCUCUGAGGAGCUAUUAAAUGCUAGCAAUGGCCUGCCGCUUGCAGAUGGGGGGUGUCUUAUUCCAGAUGACAAUGGGAUGGCAGGAAAAUCUGAAUUUUACAGAGCUCUUUUAGAUACUCCUGGUGUAGAUUCCAGCCUAAUCGGUGAAGUUUGGGCCUAUAACCAUUAUAGGUGGUUAGUAUGGAAGCUUGCUGCAAUGGAGGUUGCAUUCCCCAAACAGUUCGGUGGCAGGUGCCUAACACCAGAAAGAAUACUUCUGCAACUUAAAUACAGAUAUGAUGUGGAGAUUGAUCAGAGUCGUCGAUCUGCCUUAAAAAGAAUUAUGGAGCGAGAUGACGUAGCAGCAAAAACACUUGUUCUUUGCAUUUCUAAAAUAAUAUCACUGGGUUCAAGAUCAACCCAAAAUAAGCAAAACUCCAGUGAUGCAUUUAAAGAACCCAAAACUCCAAUUGAAAAAGGUGACAUGAAAACAAAAAGUGAUAUGUCAUUUGGAGUUAUUGAAGUCACUGAUGGAUGGUAUGGAAUUAAGGCUCUUCUGGAUUCUCCACUCACUGCAUUAUUACAAAAAAGAAGACUUGUAGUUGGUCAAAAGAUUAUUGUGCAUGGGGCAGAAUUAGUAGGCUCACAGGAUCCAUGUUCCCCUCUAGAAGCUCCAGAAUCACUCAUGAUGAAGAUUUCGGCCAACAGUACAAGACCUGCUCGGUGGUAUACGAAGCUAGGAUAUCACUGCGACCCUCGACCUUUUCCAUUGCCUCUAUCCUCUCUUUUUGGUGAAGGUGGAAUGGUUGGAUGUGUUGAUAUAAUCGUUGUAAGGACUUAUCCUAUACAGUGGAUGGAGAAGAGUGCCAGUGGAAUGCAUGUGUUCAGGAAUGAACGAGCGGAAGAACGAGAGGCUCACACACACUAUGAGAAUCAGCAAAGGAAGCUGGAGGAGGUGUAUGACAAAAUAAAAACUGAGCUGCUGGACCAGCGGAGAGUUGACAAGAAGGAAAAAAGAGAACAUAAAAUGCAGCGAUUAAGUGAACAACAAAUCAUGAUGCUUCAGGAUGGAAGUGAGUUGUAUGAAGCUGUCCAGAAUUCCUCAGAUCCAUUAUCUAUUGAGGCUUGUUUGAGUGAACAGCAGUUAAAAGUCCUGAAUAAUUACAGACAAUUGUUGAAGGAACACGAAAAGAUGCAGAUUGAGGCUGAAUUAAAAAAAGCAUUAGAGGAUGCUCAAGGUGAUAACAGUUGCAUAAAAAGGAACGUCAGCCCUUUGUGGAAAUUAUGUGUGAUGGACUACAAAUUCCAGGACAGCAGUGCAGUCUACAUGUUAAGUAUCUGGCGCCCAAUUGCAGAAUUACAUUCUCUGCUAAAGGAGGGCGGGAGAUAUUGGAUCUGUUAUCUAUCUGCUACAACGUGCAAGGGGCGACAUAGUCAUGUUGAUCUGCAGUUGACUGCUACAAAGAAAACAAGAUACCAACAGUUGCAGCCUUGUCCUAAAGUAUUACAGCGACUCUACCAGCCGAGGAAAGCAGUAACAUAUGGCAUGCUCUGUGACCCAUCCUUUAGAGCUAUCUGCAAAGAAGUGGACCUGGCAGGAUAUGUGAUCUACAUAUUGGAGAAAGCAGUGGGACCGUCGACUAUUUAUUUGGCUGAUGAAGAUCAGGAUCUAGUAGCUAUAAAAAUUUGGGCCGGUUUCAAACAGCUGGCAGUGGAAGAUAUUAUCAAGCCAGGUGCCUUAGUUGUUAUGAGCAACUUGAAGUGGACGACGGAAAACUACGCUGGUAUUCCGGUACUGUUAACUGGAGAACUGUCCAACUUUUCUGCAAAUCCGAAGGUUGGACAUCUACGGGAAAAGUACAUUCAACUCAAAAGUUCCGUCCAGAAUUUACAGUGUUUCAUCAAGGACACGGAGAAAAAGGUGAAGACUAUUCUUGGAAGAAGUGGUGCUCCAAAGUUAAACAGAGACUCUGGUGACGUGCAUACUCCCAACCAGAAGACACUCCUUGCUCCGCUUGUUUCAUCUAAUGUUAAAAGAAAGCUACAGACACCAACUACAGAAAAUGGAUCCAAGUCUAUGUUGUGCAGUGCAAAGAUCACAUCGGCCGAUUCUGUUACAGAGCUCAAGAAGAAGAGGGUUAAUCUUUUAUCUCGAAUUCCUUCUCCUGUUCCAUUGCCUCAACUUUCCAAUUGUAUUUCACCAUCUGUACGGAAAGAUUUUCGACCACCCAGGAGUUGUGCCACACCACAAAGCGCUGAAGUUGUUCGAACCAGCAGUAAUAACCUUGCUCAGGUAUUAUCUUUGAAAAAGACUGACAUUGUCAAAACAGCUGAUGAUAAUUGGGUUACAGAUGAGGAACUUGCAAUGAUAGAUACUCAAGCACUUCUUGAAGGUAAGGGAGAUGGGCAUGGUGAAAAUGACAAAGAAAAAGUUACAGGGGCACAAAUCAGUUCAAAAGACCAUACCUUAUUACCCAAAAAUGUUAAGAAUUAUCUUGGGACACAGAUUUCCAAAAUGGUUGAAGACAACUGGGUUACAGAUGAAGAACUUGCAAUGAUAAAUACACAAGCACUUUAUGAAGAAUGCGCUCAUGGUAAGGACAGCAGAAAGGUUGAAAAGUCCCAAGUUGUCCAAAUGACAGAAUUUACCUAAAUGCUACAAACUGCUAAUUAUUUUAAUAAUGACCUUGGAAGCAAAGUUUCCAAAGUGGUUGAGCUUGCAAAUGUCAAUUGUGCAAGUUCUAGGUGUGAGUGUUGCAUAAAACAAGGGAAAGGCACAAAUUGUGGGUUCUAAUAAUCCUGCCCUUUUGAAACAAACAUUUGUCUUGAAACUGAACUUGAAACAGUUAGUGCUUCACCAGAUAAAAGCCCAUCUGUUGGAUCAAAAGAAGACAAAUGUAAAGCUAAUACAACGCAUUCAAGUAAAGUUAUCAGCCAGUCGGAAAGUGAUGAAAUACCAGCAAGCAAUAGUAAUAUUGAAGUAUAAGUAUAUAGAUAUUUAUAACAAAUGGGAUUAUCAUUAAAAGAAAACCUAAGGAAAUAAUUGAUGUUGUACUGUUUACAUUGCACUUGGACAGACACUUGUUCAGAGGGUGAUUAUUUGGAUAUAAGUUUAAUCCAUGCAUUGUUGCUGCUCGCAAUUAAUAUGUUUAGAAAUGUUGUAAAUUGAGUUAUUUGUCAAUGUAAGAAUGACCACGGUUAAAUAAACUUAAUAUAUAUAUAUUC